CUGAGAAGGCUGUACUGGAUGGUGAAAGCGGACGGUAAUGCCCUUUCUCUAAAUAACAUUAACAAGAAAUAUUGAAACCAUGGAUUUACAACCUUUAGAAAGCGACAGUGAUAUAACUCAGCUGUGGCUGGAGAAGAUGCUGUCUAUCAAGAUGGAAUGCAGCAUCAAAGUGGCUUUCUGGUCCUCUACUGUGCCACAGCAACGAGAAGGUUUCCUGAGUGAAAUAUCUUUUGUCAAGGUGCAGUACACUUUGCCAGAAAGUGAUGAGGUGCAGGAGUGUAAGUUGGUCUUCAAGUUCUUGCCACAAGAUCCUAAGCUAGUCCAGUUUCUAGCCAAUGGUGGACUGGCUAAGCGGGAAGUUGAAUUCUAUCAGUUUGUCAGCAGCCCAGACUUUCAGGGGAUCUGUGCAGAGAGAAGCAUUGUCCCACCUGUGCCAGAAGUCUUCUUUGCUAGUUAUUCAGACUCUGCCAUCACCAUUGUUCUUCGUGAUCUUAGUGUGGAUCAGUAUAAGAGUGUAUUGAUCAGAGACGGCAGCACACUGGCUCAGACCAAGACAGCACUGAGGGCCAUGGCAUUAAUUCAUGGUGCUGGCAUCCUCUACCAGCAGCAGCACCAUGAAGGGGGAUGUCUGUCACCCUUGGCAAAAGAGUUUAGCACAGAUUUUUAUGAACAAUUCUUUGUGCCUAAUAUGGUCACUAUGGCAGAGAUGUACACAGGUACAUCUCUCGCUGAGGUGUUCAAGGCACUCACUCCCCUGACAAGACACAUUCGUUCUAUUUCAAAGCGACAUCCACUACUCAAGACUGUGGUGCAUGGAGAUCUGUGGGCUGGGCAGCUUCUAUACUCUGCUGAUGAAAGUUUAGUUAGCAUUAUUGACUGGCAGUUCUGUCACCUGGAUAAUCCUGUUGGUGAUAUCAUGUCCAUGUUCUUCAUGAGCACUGACCCUCAGGUGCUGGAGGAACACCUAGAGGACAUCAUGCAAGACUACUGGGCUGCCCUCUGCCGGGUGGUGGAGGCUGGUGGAGGGGAAGUGGGACUCACCUUGGAGCAACUGAUGGCUAAUGUGGAAGAAAUGUGGAUGUAUGGUUUUAUGUUCCUGGUAGUCAGCAUCCACGACUUUCUUGGAAGUGACAACAUAUCAAAGAAGAGGCUGCUUGGAGCCUUCACCUUCCUUCAGAAGAGAGGAGUGUUUGCAAAGUUUCUAGCAGAGUUUAAAAAUGAGGGAGCUGAGGAUCAAUGAAAUCCAUAAUUGUAGAUACAUUGUCAUUGACAAGAUAUCUGAUGUGGCAAAACAAUCCACAUUGUUAUGGUGGCUGUAGUCUUUGAAGGUACUCUCUCAAAUUGAGCUCUGCUCAGAUUCCAAUAAAUUUUUAUAUAUACAGCUUUUUAAUAUUUGCAGAGAACUUUAAGACGAGUGAACUAUUAGUAUAAGGACAACUACCAUAAGAGGAAUACUGUAACCACUGUGCAUUACAUCAAAAUUAUGUGACUUCUUGUGAAGAUGAUUUAUAACAUCAGAAAGUCAUUUUAAGAUCAUGAGCAGUAUUUUGUUACUUUACAUCAGUAUUAGUCAUGAUUAACAAUAAUUGUUGUUUUAGUUGAAGAUCUGAGUAGAUAUUUAUAUAUUAAAUUUUAGAUAAAUGUAUACUGUUUGUAAUAUAAAAGCUUACAAAAAAAACUCCAGUAAUACUCAAAUAGUGAUGAUGAUACAAAGGAAGCAACACAUUCCAUCAACACCAAACAUUCAUCUCACCCCUAUUCUGUUCACCUCUCUAAUGCAAGAAGUAACCAGUAUUCCCAAUGAUCCAUCCCUUUCUCUGGUAAACUCAGGAACUCCCUGCUGCUUCUGUAUUUCCAUCUUCCUAUGACUUGACCUUUUUCAAAAGAGAGAGAGACUUCAAGGCACUUAUCCUGCGGCUUUGGCUGAUGCUUAUGUCUUUGUGUAGGCCUGGCACCUCAGAGGGUCUUUUUCACUGUAAUUUUUGUUUCCAUUGCUGGCACACUUAAAAACAAAAAAAUAUUUAUUACCACUGUCAUUAUCACAGUAUGCUUCUAGUGCUCAGGAUGUUAUGGGAAAGCAAGAUCUAGACUUAGAGGUAAUAAUAGUAAGAAAAGACAUUCAUGUAAACAGGCCACUAAAUCAAUUAGGCACACAAGCUUAGAAACAAAAUAUGCCAACCUAAAUAAAUUGCAAUCUUCACUAACCUUUCCAUUGAUAAAUUAUUAAGAAGCUUAUUCUACCUCUCAUCCUCAUCUCAUUGGCUACAUUAAGUUCAACAAAGCAUCUGUCAGACCCUACAAACAAUAAACUUGGAAAGCCAUUUGUCAUCCACAAGGCCACACUUGGACCACACUAAUAUACAACCUCACUAUCAAUUUGUGUGUGUAUAAUGUAUAUAUUAUUCCCAGGGAUAUUUUUGUUACUGUAGAUUAGUAUCUACAAGAAGCAAUCAUUAAAAACAACGAUUUCUCAUAUAUACAAUUUGUAUUAAAUAUACUAAUUUCAACAAAUAUAAGUCUAUGUGGCUGUGAAAACUAUGAACAUGUACCUUUCUAUAGAUGUAACUUCAGGCUCUGAAUACAAGUGAUGAAGUGUUAUUUUUCUUCAGUCUUUUAUAUCAGUAUCAGCUGAAGGCAAGUUUGUAAAUGCAGUUUAAAAAUGUAGUCAUUGUUAAUACAUGAGUAAGAGUUGAUGAACCAUUCCACUCACUGGGAUAUGGGAAACAAUAAAUCUUUAAAGUUUUUAUGUACCUAUUUGUAUCUGUAACCUUACUGUUCCAUUUCCAUUGUCAUUUUGUAUCCAUGGUAAGUUCACACUAGAAAAUUAGACAUCAAAUGGAUAAUUUAUGAAGAUUCUUUGUUAUCAAACAUCCAAUUCCUUACAUAUAAGACCAGAUUUGUGUCAUGCUUUUCCUUGGAUACUUCAUACAACACUUGGUGAACAACAAGCUAUAGGAGUAAAAUAAAGAAUUAAAUAAAUCGGCAUGGCUCGACAGAAUGCUAACCAGACAUGGCCAACACAACACUGCAGAAAGGAAACUUCUCACCAAUCAUGUCCAAAAAAUGGGACACAUAUACAACAACAGUGGAUUGAAAAUAUAUACUAUCAACAAAAUGAUAUACAUACAUUUAUCUACACUGAAUUAUCUAUGUUGUACAUCUAUUAUAAAAAAAAUACAUAUGUACAGUUGCCCAGAGUAGAACAUAAUGACAAUCAUUUUCUAUUUUAUUUUUAGACAUGUAAUUAAUUAGUGGGACUGAUAUACAUGUACAUGCUGGUGUAUCACUUCUUAUUCUACUUUCACUGUAUGAAAUAAUCAGUUCCAACACAUGACAGGAACUCUAUGAAGCUGGAACUUAUCAAACUGAAUAUACUCUAUUGAUCACAGACAUUUUAUGGAGCUGGAAUUUUUCAAAUCCAAUUUACAACACCAGCAAUGACUUACAUCUAAUUAGGUAGGCUGUAACAAACCUAACAGAGAGAGAGAGAGAGAGAGAGAGAGAGAGAGAGAGAGAGAGAGAGAGAGAGAGAGAGAGAGAGAGAGAGAGAGAGAGAGAGAGAGAGAGAGAGAGAGAGAGAGAGAGAGA
This is a messenger RNA of Portunus trituberculatus (swimming crab), 3588 nucleotides long. RefSeq lists its product as uncharacterized. The record is from RefSeq and is a predicted model, not a curated record. The coding region runs from base 80 to 1240 and encodes 386 amino acids. Lineage: Eukaryota; Metazoa; Arthropoda; Malacostraca; Decapoda; Portunidae. The transcript has 2 exons.